Raphanus sativus (radish) is the source of this 989-nucleotide messenger RNA. RefSeq names its product agamous-like MADS-box protein AGL93. The record is from RefSeq and is a predicted model, not a curated record. Lineage: Eukaryota; Viridiplantae; Streptophyta; Magnoliopsida; Brassicales; Brassicaceae. Gene Ontology annotation, molecular function: protein dimerization activity; DNA binding. Bases 39 to 851 code for a protein of 270 amino acids. The transcript has a single exon.
UUCACACUUCUCAUUCUCUCUGCAAAACUCUCGAAGCCAUGGUUUCUCUUUCUUCUUCUUCUUCUGAUUCUUCGACAAAGAUGAAGAAAAACAAGCUCUCUGUCAGAAACCAAACAACCCGUUUCAAGAAACCCUUCUUGCUGGCGAGAGAGAAGACGAUGCUCAAGAAAGCUUUGGAGCUUACCGUUCUCUGCGAUAACAAAAUUUGUGUGCUACACUACAAUCACGACGGUAAUCUCGUCAGCACCUUGCCCGAAGAUCAGUCGCAAGUCACAGACAUUCUCGACAAGUAUAGAAACCUAAGCGACGGUGAGAAGCUAAAGAAAAGCACGAAUCUUUCACAGUUCUACAACAAGAAACUGGUGGACGAGAAGAAAAGAUCUCUUACCGACGCAGAGAAACGCAAAAGAUUCACCAAGAAAGUUGGAGAUUUCAAGGGUUCGCUGUUAGAUCAGUUUCGUAUAUUAGAAGAUAGGGUUCGUGACCUUCGUUGCUCCCACGAUCAUCAUCAUCAGAGCCCUUGUCUCGAUGUUGUGUCUGAUAAAAAUCACAACUUUCCGGAGGCGUAUUCUUAUGGCUUCUUCCCCGCCAAUGAGUUCCCUUCUUCACUAAUCGAGGAGGAGAAUCCAUUGAUGAUGAGUUUUGGUCCGCACGAUCUUGAUCAACAGCAAUCAUUCACGAAUCUUCUCAUGAGUGGUGAUCAUGUGUCAACAAUUACGGAUCAAUACCUCCCAAGCCCUGCUCCUUCCUCAACCCUAUGUUCCUCCAAUCUUCAUCAGGGCAAAUUCUCAGUCUUUCUGUUUAACCAUGAAACGGCCACGUUUACUCAACUUCCCAACUCUGCUUCUUGAGGCUUCGACCAAGGGUUGAUUGGCACUUAUUGAUACAUAUAUAUCCAAACUCACAUCUCUCAUCUGCUUCAUGAUUGAUUAUAGUCUAAUGUGUAUUCUUUGUUCUUUCCACUUCUUUGUAAAUUUUAUGACAAUAUA